AUAACAACGCUUUAUAUCGUCUGGAAACACGACUUCAUUGAAUCUACCAACUGCAUCGGAGACAGCCAAGUCAUUGCCGAGGUGCCUAUCAUGGUCAAUAGUUUAACUAUUUACCUCAUCGAGUGGAUGAUGCCCGCUGCUCAUUAACACGUGAUAUUCCGAUUGGAUGACAUCCGGUGAUGUCACUAUUAUGAUUAUCAGACACUAAUUGGAGACCGCCAUCGUCCUGUCCUAUUUUAUUUGACUGCGUUAUGCGAACUCGAUUAAUUUCAAUGACGAAUUUGAUCCGUCGGUUUCGCCGUUCCUAGCAGGAUGCCUAGCUGGUCAAAACACUUGUCAGAAUCUCAAACACAAAAUAUCCUGUCUAGCUCCAAAAUGCUAUUCUAGACUUUGAACAUGACAAUUAAUUUCGAGAAAUGAAUCUUACUUAUGGAUGACAAAAUUCAUGCCAGGAAUCGUCAAACAAUCCUCGUUGUACUUUUACAAUCUACAUGGUAUUUCAUUAUUAUCCAGACAACGUUGCAAUGGAAACUAUUUGAAUGUAAUGACUCCAAUGCUGAUAUUAGGUAGAACAGAAAGUUCAUCAAACAUGCGGUAGAAAGUGCAGAACAAGAUCAUUGCUUGAAGGGAAUAUCUUUAACCACUUAGCAGCAAAGUUGUUGUUCUGUAUGCAUGGCAAGGAAAUCAGGACACAGGAGCCAAUCGCUACCUUACCCCUUGCACCAUUGACGCGACCAUGAUCAGGAUGCUACUGACGGAUAAUUACACCCAUGAUCAAAUGCCCCAUGACCAGGGUGAGGGAAUGGAUAAUGCCUUCCCUUUAAUAGGUGGAUACUUGCUCGUGGUGGUUGUUCUCGGAACCAUGGGCAACGUCACGGUUAUUUACACAUUUCUUCGCGUCAAGAAACUCCACAGUCCCACCAAUCUCCUCAUCGUUAACCUCUCAGCCAGCGAUCUCCUCGUCGCAACCACCGGAACACCCCUCUCCAUGAUCAGCAACUUCUACGGUCGCUGGAUAUUCGGAUCUCACACCUGUGCCUUCUACGGAUUCGUCAACUACUACUGCGGCUGCAUAUCUUUAAACAGCCUCGCAGCCAUAUCAGUGUUCCGCUACAUCAUAGUAGUCAGGGGUAAUGUCCAGAACCAGAGGCUCACCCUCCGCUCAAGCGUCUACGCGAUCGGGAUCAUCCACCUAUAUACGAUGAUCUUCGCGACGCCACCGCUUUACGGUUGGAACCGUUUCGUCCUCGCGGGUUUCCAUACUGGCUGUGACAUUGAUUUCCACACCAAGACACCACUCUUUAUAUCAUACAUAUGCUAUAUGUUCUUCUUCCUGUUCUUCUUACCUCUUGGUCUCAUAUCCUGGAGUUACUUCAAGAUUUACCAGAGAGUGAGCCAACAUUCAGAUUCAAUGAGGACAACUUUCACGCACGUGGCCACAGAGACAAACAGCGAUGAGAAACGUGUCUGGCUUGAGCAAAUGAAGAACACAAAACUACUCCACAAACCAGUGAAGCUUCUACGCUUGAAACCAAAGUUUAAACCUAGAUUCCACCAACGGAGAACUGCCUCAACCAUACUCAUUACAAUAGCAGUGUUUUUAAUUUCGUGGCUUCCUUAUUGUAUUGUAUCUCUUUGGAUUCUCAUUGAUGAUGAGAAUUCUAUAUCACAGUUGUCCGCGACGAUCCCCUCUCUCUUUGCAAAGUCAGCUGUCAUGUACAAUCCACUGAUUUACGCAGUGAUGAACUCCAGAUUUAGAAAAGCUUUUCUCAAAUCUCUAUCAUCUCUAAAAUGUCCCGGCAGACACGAGUUGAACCAGUCAAAUUAAAGGUUCAUUCCAAUAUGCUGUCUUAGGAAAUACUCCCCAUAUGGUUUGGCGAUUAUGGUAAAUCAAAAUGUGUGAACAUAGACACGGUAACAUCAUCGGAAACAUUAAUGUUUAUAACAGCAUUAGCUGAAUGAAAAACAUCUACAAUGAACAUAGUACUUGCAUAAAUCUUUGUUUCUUUACAUGUCUACACCUCCUGCUUCAGAAACAGGUGACCUGGACAGCUGGUGACCUGGACAGUUAGAUAUAGAAUCCUAUCACAUUUAUCGGCAAGAACUGCUUUAUUGAUUUGAAUGGUAGGAAAGAGAUUUUGCAGGGUAUUGGACCGUCGUCGCUUCAGUAAUUUCGAGAAAAAAAAAUCACACCAAGUCUGCCUUUCACUUUCCAAUGAAAGAAGAAAAACACCCAAAUAAGAACAAAGUAACUUGGUGUAUGUAGAGAAAGACGCCAAAGAUGAACAAACAUGACGGACGGUAAGGUCACCUAUUGACCGCAGGACUAAGCUUUACGAUUAAUUGUAGUUAACAUUAUAUACGUGCAAUCAAUCAGACAAAUUUGUUUUUGUAUUAAGUAGUUUUUAUUGUCUCACCUGCAUAGCAGAGUGAGACUAUAGGCGCCGCUUUUCCGACGGCGGCGGCGGCGGCGGCGACGGCGGCGGCGGCGUCAACACCAAAUCUUAACCUGAGGUUAAGUUUUUGAAAUGACAGCAUAACUUAGAAAGUAUAUGGACCUAGUUCAUGAAACUUGGCCAUAAGGUUAAUCAAGUAUUACUGAACAUCCUGCCUGAGUUUCAUGUCACAUGACCAAGGUCAAAGGUCAUUUAGGGUCAAUGAACUUAGACCAUGUUGGGGGAAUCAACAUCAAAAUCUUAACCUAAGGUUAAGUUUUUGAAAUGUCAUCAUAACUUAGAAAAUAUAUGGACCUAGUUCAUGAAACUUAUACAUAAGGUUAAUCAAGUAUCACUGAACAUCCUGCAUGAGUUUCACAUCACAUGACCAAGGUCAAAGGUCAUUUAGGGUCAAUGAACUUUGGCCGAAUUGGGGGUAUCUGUUGAAUUACGAUCAUAACUUUGAAAGUUUAUGGAUCUGAUUCAUGAAACUUGGACAUAAUAGUAAUCAAGUAUUACUGAACAUCCUGUGCAAGUUUCAGGUCACAUGAUCAAGGUCAAAGGUCAUUUAGGGUCAAUGAACUUUGGCCAAAUUGGGGUAUUUGUUGAAUUACAGCCAUAAAUUUGAAAGUGUGUUGGUCUAGUUCAUAAAACUUGAACAUAAUAGUAAUCAAGUAUCACUGAACAUCCUGUGCGAGUUUCAGGUCACAUGAUCAAGGUCAAAGGUCAUGUAAGGUCAAAGAACUUUGGCCACGUUGGGGGUAUUUGUUGAAUUGCCAUCAUAUCUCUAUAAGUGUAUUGGUCUAGUUCAUAAAACGUGGAAAUAAGAGUAACCAAGUAUCACUGAACAUCUUGUGCGAGUUAUAGUAGUUUUCAAAAUCAGCACUGCUGCUAUAUUGAAUCGCGUGAUGCAGGUGAGACGGCCAGAGGCAUUCCACUUGUUUGACAACAAAUCAAUUUAUCACUAUAUUUCUUUUCUUAAAAAGAGUUACAAUAAACACAAUUUCAGACAUCUUUUAAUACAUUAUUAUAAAUCACAUUGAUGAUAAUAACAUGUAUUAAGAGACAAUAAACUCAACAUACUCAUUUUUCUUCG
Lytechinus pictus (painted urchin) is the source of this 3531-nucleotide messenger RNA. Its product is annotated as rhodopsin, GQ-coupled-like. Gene Ontology annotation, biological process: G protein-coupled receptor signaling pathway; cellular response to light stimulus; visual perception. The transcript has a single exon. Lineage: Eukaryota; Metazoa; Echinodermata; Echinoidea; Temnopleuroida; Toxopneustidae. Gene Ontology annotation, molecular function: G protein-coupled photoreceptor activity. Gene Ontology annotation, cellular component: photoreceptor outer segment; plasma membrane. The coding region runs from base 737 to 1828 and encodes 363 amino acids. The record is from RefSeq and is a predicted model, not a curated record.